Messenger RNA from Schistosoma margrebowiei, 5541 nucleotides. The record is from the annotation of a GenBank genome assembly. Lineage: Eukaryota; Metazoa; Platyhelminthes; Trematoda; Strigeidida; Schistosomatidae.
UGAAAACGUUUACUUCAACUCCAAGCAUACAUCAUUUUGUGUACGUUCGUCAUAUGGAUGUUGGAUAAUGUAUGGCGCGUGCUUCAAAGUUGGUCUUACAGUUGGUUCAUAUGGAUAGAUUCGACCGGUGAACGGCCUUUGAGUAAUGGUAAAGUGACCUCGAAAAAUCUACACUAAUGGUAAGGAGUAGAAUUGUUGAGCGCGUCAACGUCGAGAAUUGUUUCUAAAUUUUCAUCAGGCUUGUUGGGUUAUGGUCCGGCAAACCCUCGGCAUGGAUGCGGAAAGCUUGACCCGAUUUUAUUAACCUAUGCCAUAGGUGGCGUUAACUAAGCAAAGGGUAAGAAGCGUGAUCUGUAAGUAAAAAACAUGUCGGUUGGGAGUAUUUGAUCACAGAUAUCUUCAAAACAUAAGGCCCAUACAAUGGAAAAGCCAAAUAAAGAUUUCUGAGACUAGCCUUAACGUUCUGAGAAAACAUAGCGAGUCGAUUGGUUUUGUAAGGGAUUUUCGUCAACUAAGAUAGUUAGGACAUGUGUUACGUUUGACCAACCACCUUUUACCACAAAGCCUGGUUUGUCCAAAGUGUAAAUAAAUCUGGAGAAUACUAGGAGCUGCCAAACCAAGAUAUGGCAUCAUUCCAUGAAGUAAUUGGCCGUUCGUUAGCCGUGUUUGUAUAUGCAUACUAUUUGGUUGGGGUUCGCGCAGUCACUUGUUGAAAAUGUCGGAUGACAUGACUUGGAAUCGGUCACAAAAGCGUAGCUAGAUCUAAUCCUUGUCUUCCUCCAGUAUUAUUUUCACAAAUUUUGUUUCUCGAAAUUAGCCACGUUCUAACCUUAUUCUUAUACGUCUGGUAUUUUUUUCUAAUUGGUACUGUUAUUGUUCUUUAUUCUUUUGCCAUCUUUAUGGUUCAUUUUUCCCAUUAAUAUUGUAGUAGGGAAACUCAUAAUGACGAACAUUUGAUACUCACAAAUCGAUUAUAUUUUAUCAAAAAUGAUCGGAUUCUUGUUCGUAGUCAAAACUUUUAAAAACAGUUUUCUUUAAAGAUUAUCUCAGCGUAAAAUGAAUACUCAUUUUUUUAUUUAACCGAAAGGCAUAUUUAGUUUUAUCUGUAGUUGCAGGAAUUUUUAAGGCAGCGACUACCUUUUGCAGAUCCCAAGCAUGACAAAGGAUAUGAUAAAACUGAUGGACUGAAGACAUGUAGUGGUCAAGACUACUGGUGUGUAAUGAAAACCAUUCGGUUGUUUUACAUUUAGCUACUGUCUGGUAAUAACAAAUAACUCUUGAAAUUAUUUAUGGAAAUGUCAUCUUUGAACUAGUAGGAUAAUUUGAAGUCCUACUCUUCAGUGCCAUUGCUACGAGUGGUGUUUGAUAUUUUUACACACACUUUCGGCGAUUGUUUUUCGACAGUAGAUUUAUUGUGUCGGGAAAAAGUUCAGAUACAUACGGGAACCUAAAAACUUUUAAUUCCCCUUAUACGAUACUGAGAAUAUUUGGUACAGGUUUAAAUCUUCAAACUAUGGAUUUUGUACACCUAAGCAAAGUCCAUGGGUAUAGACUAAAUUGGUUGUGUUUGCCAGCUUUCUAUUGACCAUUUAUAUCAUUUGUUAAGUUAGUAAUUGACGAAGUUUGCACAAAACAGCUAGAAACGUGGUCACUGUUCCAAGUCUAACGUAUUUGCGACACUAAACUAUUUGUUUGGCUUCUGUGAUUGGUCUUUAAGACAUUAAAUCUUGUCAGCGCUUAACCAAGUAGGUAUCUAUCACCGACGGUAGAGUUUUCAUACAUCACAUUAAGCGACCUGAUUCUUUUGUGCUUACUACCGGAAGAAUUUCAUUCUUGUUAACUAGAAGAUAAUGAAAAAUUGUGAGGUACUACCUUCAAUUCACAAUACAGCUGUCAUUACAAUUUAUUGGACUUGGAAUUCCCGAUAAUUUUAUUUUAGUGUAUUGCUCAUAGGGUUUUCUCCAAUCUCAGUAAAACAGUUCAUACUUGAGAAUUGUAGUGUGCUUUCUACUUUAACUCAUGGAGGAACAGUGUAUCGCCCCUAGUUGGUUAAAAUACACCAUAUAACGUUUCAGAUGUCCAUUCUAAGAGACGAUUGUCCUAACAAUCAUCGCUCCUUAUUAGCUUAUCUCAGAAACAAAACUGAUUCGGAGACCAUAAGUUUCACUAGGGGCUCACUGUCAUAUUCAGAAUAGCUGCAGAAGAAUGAAUCCAUAAUUUCUUUGACUGAUCUCUACUGACUGGUUUUAAAGUUAAAAAUUACCGCCAAUAAGUCAGUCAGUCACAACAUAGAACCUGUAAGUAUGUACAUCGGUUCAAGUUGUUGUACCCCAUAGGCACAGAGCGAUUGAGUUGUCGGACCAAAUCCUAGAAUAGCAUAGGUAGUAACAGUUUCAGUGAUAAUAGUAAGAGUUAGACAUCAAAAAUGUGUCUCAAAAAACAGAAAUACAAACAAAAUAGUCAUGAGUAAUUUAGGACCUCAAAAUCCGACGGAAGACUAAGAGUGGAUGCACAUGCGCCAUUCCAAAGGAUUUUGAUCCAUGUCAUUCAGAGUUUGACCAUUGGUCACGAUAAUUACGCGGACCCCAACCAGGUAAUCUAUACCUACUAACAUGGCUAAGUUCAGUUGUCAGUGACUUCACUGACUGAUUCUAUCUUUUGGUUUGACCACCCUUAGCUGUCGUCCAGCCUACUUGUGCACCAGAAAAAACCGCCCAUCAAGACAGGUAAUGGUUGAGUAUACGUAACAUAUAUCCAAACCACCUCAGUUGAUGAAGACCUACUACCUCAUCAAUCGAUUUCCAAUCCUUAUGUCUAGUACUUUAUUCCGAAGCCCGACAUUGCUUACUUCGUCGUCCUAAAAUUCACGAGUAAUGUUUCGUUGAUACCUAUGAUCGAGUGCCAAUAACCUACGAAUAUCCGCUAUUCUUAAUCAUGUUUCACAUCCAGCAAGUAGGACAGAGUGAACUGCUACUCCUUAAGUUUGCCCUUUGGAUGUAAGGCGGAUAUUUCGACCAUGAUUGACGCUAGUUGGCAAAAGCCAAUCGAAACUUCAGAAUCCAUAUCGAGAUUUCGUCAUACACUUAAAUGCCCUGGUAUGGCCGACUGGGGAGAGUCCGCUCACCCUCUCGAAAUGCUUUCACAUGGCCACGUGCAUACAACCACUGCCAGGGAAGUCCUACUUACUAUCUCGCGGCGGGAGCGUUGUCUAGGAAAUUGAGAGGACAAAAAGCGAAUGUCCGGCGCUUUAUCGGGUUGGUGGAUACGGAGAGUUCACCUGCGGGAGUUGGAAAUCCCUGAUUCCAAACCAGUGGUGCACAUGGGCAUCAGUAUCCUGAGUGGACAAAUGGCGUAUGAACCAAUUGUUUGUCACCGGCUAUCAUGGGACUGCAUCUCCUUACGGUGCUCCAUUGUUUUGUGGGUCAGACCUAUAGGUUGAAGGUUCCGAGUGUGGCCCCCUAAGAAAAUCACCUGCUUCGGUUUGGGCACCCGGGCAGUAUCACAGCCCUCACACAUAUCGAAUGGGAUUUGUGUGGCGCAUAUGUAUUUGGUGCCUCUUUGUACCAAUAUCUAUGUGUUGAAAUAAAUAAAUAGGCAUUUUAAGUUUACGUCUAUAUUGCCACUAUCAUUUUCACAAUCGAACUAAGUCUCGUGUUGGUAGAUACCUUUAUUUCACGAAUAUGUAGAAUAAUGUUAUAAAGGGGAAUUACACUGCAUACUUAUUACUUCGGUAAUAAUAACCAACUAUUUGAUAUAAUUAUAACUAAACUGUCACGAUUAGUUUUUGCUUACCACCCUCCAAGGAAUUCUUACCAACUAUUGUUUUGUAAUUUAUAGCAAGAAAAUAUCUAGUCGCUAAACUUUCGAAAUGGAGAUAUAAAUUGUUAUAAACCAAUGCACUUGAUACGCAUAGCAUUCAAUAAAGCAAUGAGUUUCAGCGAACUCAAUCUUCUGUUUCCUGUAAAAAUUUCUGGUUUAUAAACAGAUGAACAUCUAAAUAACUGGUUAGUUUACUAGCUUGCUUCUCCAUUUCACGAUGGUAUGUAGAUCUGAAUAAGCCAUAUAAAGUGUAUUAUUUCUUGCCUUAUCUUUCACUUUGGUUUAAUGAACAUCAAUGAUUCUUCAACAUUGAAGCUGUCUCAUUUUCCGACAAAAAUUUCUGCAUAUCGUGGUUUUUCUAUCUGUGACUCCAUCUAUACAACAUUAUCAAGAGUUCGUAGGAUUGCUUAGAAAAUAAAGUUCUUUUGUUUCUUUUCAAGUUGCUUUUGAGUUUAGUUAUUACAUUAAGCUGUUUCCGUUCUUUUAGGAGCGCAGCAAUGUCUGAGCGUUAGUUUUAGUACUAGGUUACGGGUUGCGUCACUUACUUGCAAACUAAAGGUUGGCAUUAUAUUAUUUAAUAUAAUCUCAGUCAUAUCCAGAAAUUUAAUUAUUGGCCACGUUAUGUAGCUCGCUUAAUCAGGUUCCGUCCUGUUUAUCGAAAAGAACUUCUAGGUUGGCGUUUUGAAACGGAUCAUAUGUUUCAACGGCCCAAUUCUCUACCAAAUGAAAAAAAAGAAGAAAAAUAUCUACCGAUUUGGCAUUUUUCUGAGAAACCUCCUUGGAACGUUGCUAACCGCCUAUCCGAAUUCCCAUAUCCGAAUAUAACUUGGUGCGUUAUUCAUCCGAAUGGUCGCAAAGAAGCACGAAAGUUGCAACCUAUGCUACCUGAAGACCAAUUGAUUUUUAAAGGUGAUCGUGUCCAAAUACUUUGUGGCCCGGAUAAAGGAAGAAUUGGUAUUGUUUCUUCAGUCUUGAAAAUCAGACGCUUGGUCUAUGUGGAUGGACUUAAUUAUCGUUUAACAGCUUUUAAAAAAUAUGAUUCUUUAAAAAGAAGCGAGGACCCGUUAGAUAUUGAUACCCAGGUUGCUCUUUUGGAUCCAUCAAAUAACGAACCUUGCAAGUGCUCCUGGCGGUACACUGAAGAGGGAAAUCGGGUCCGUGUUUCCCUACAAACAGGUCAUGUAAUCCCUCUACCAGCUGCAGCCAGACAUUUAGAUGACUUAACCGAUCCUAAAACAGCUGUUGUCAGUUCGAAAGAUACUUGUGAACCAGUUGUUUGUAAUGUAUCCCUCAAGUCUCUCACUUCGACAUCAGAUGUCAAUUUCGAAAAGAGUUUGCUCAAGGAUUUAAAGUUAAUGGACGAUUGUCUUAAGCAAACUCCUACAUAUUGGUAUUGAUUUCCGUUAAUUAAAGACCAUGUUUAGUCUGUUCGUCUAUCCAAUUUUUGUCUUCUGUUAAAGAGCUUUCAAUUGAGUUAUCUGAUUUCUAAUAAGUUCAGCAGAAUUUUUCAUUUUUAUUUGCAAAUCCAAAGUUGUAUCUCCUUUAUAUUAUAUAAGUGAACCAUAACUUAGAAAAUAUCAGACACUUUUAAAGAAAAUACGAAGUGGGCUUCAUCAGUACUUGGAAUAAACUGUUAUUAAAACCAUUCAAUCACUUAUGUAGACAGUAUGACUUUCAUGUAUACAGCAUCUUUAUCAGAGAAUAAAAGGUGCUAUUAACUGA